Messenger RNA from Ectocarpus siliculosus, 159 nucleotides. The record is from the annotation of a GenBank genome assembly. NCBI's taxonomy places the organism in Eukaryota, Phaeophyceae, Ectocarpales, Ectocarpaceae.
AUGGGCGCCGUCCUUCAGGCGUCGUACUUUGACACGAAACGCAAGGUCAUCGUCGAGAAACCGUCGGCAUCCGCGGUCGCGAGUGGAGACUUGAAGAGGAUAUCCGGCCGAGACAUCCUCACCAAUGAGCAAGUUAACGUGGUGUCGGUACAUGGCUGA